Molecule: messenger RNA, 2859 nt
Organism: Arvicanthis niloticus (Nile rat)
Lineage: Eukaryota; Metazoa; Chordata; Mammalia; Rodentia; Muridae
Source: RefSeq, a predicted model, not a curated record
AUGUCUCUGUCGCGCCCCGCGGGGCCUGCGGGGCCUGCCUGGCCUGUCUCCUCAGAACCGCCUCCUGAGGACCCCUCUGCGGCGUCCCCCAGCAGCAAGCGGCGGCGUCUGAAGGAACCUGCCGGCGUCUGUGAGGCGGGAUGGCCGCUGCUUGUGGUGCCUCGCUUGUCUGAGGUAGAAAAAGUCUGGGAGUGGUCGCUCAGGCCCUUCACAGCGUUCCUCAUUCCAAAGAACCCGGGGAGCUCAGGCGGUGGGAGGCAGCGGUGUGACCUGGGAUGUCAGGACAGGACAUUCCAGACGCAGAGCUGUUGGCAGUCUGGAAUCUCAGGAAGAGCAGGUUGUUCGAGGGUUCCAAGAAGGUCUUGUGAAGCAGGACUGCAGGACAGGGAGGCUCAGGGUGUGCGCCUUGGUGACCAAGCAGAAGUGAGUCAUGCUCCACCCAAUACCCCCAUGCCCUAUGUCCAAGGAGUCAAAAAGGAGCCUGAAGAACUUCCUAAGAAGGAAACUAUUCUGAAAGAAAAGAAUUCUAUGAGACAGCCGGGAAAACCAUUUCUCUAUGUACCAUUUUCUGAGGAAACUAAGUCAGCAUUACAUGAAAUUAAGGACAGAUGUAAAGUUGACAGUGUUAUAACCCCAGAGAAAAAAGAAAACGUUUCAUCAUCUACACUAAAAAUAUCAAAAUUUCAAAACCAGGCCUGCUUGGAAAGUGCCAAACCCAGCUAUUUUAGAGAUAGCAUCACAAAAAAUCUCCCCGAGUUUUCAAGGGAUUUAAAUAGCAACAUGUCCUUUGUCUAUUUAAAGGAAAUAGCAAAGAAAAAGAAUGACAAAAUUGUGGCAUAUGUUAGGGAUUUCACAAACAUUUUCUUGUCCCAAAAUAGACCUGAUGCUAAGAAACAAAAGUUACAGGAGGAUAAAAAAAAAGUACAUGUGGAAAAUGAUUUUUCUGACUAUUCUGAAAGUAACUACCAGUCACUCACCAUUGAAGGGAAAAUAGACUUGAUCAGUUUAAACUACUAUCAGCACAGUAGUAUCGAGUGUGAUGUAAGAGACUCUAAAAAGAAUUUCACUCUAACACUAGAAGAUGCAGAUUGGAAGGGAACAGAAAGGAAUCAAGACUAUUAUAUACCUACCAGACAAGAAGAAUCUCAAAGCUUGGACUAUAACAGAUCUAUUUUGAAAAGAAAAAAGCAAAAUUGUCAGAGAAUGAAAAAAAAUAGGAUUAUUUGUGAGAAUAAUAUCAUUCAGAAAACCAAUAUAGUUACUUUGCUCUAUAAUUUUGAUUCUUUCAUAAGAAAUGAAGAUGAUGGGGAAUCAGAAGAGGUAUGCAUUUUCAAAUAUAUAGUGAAUUUGAAUUAUUUGAAAAAUACUAUAAAGGAAAGACAUACUGUAUAUCUAACAAAGAUGUUAACUUCUUCAAGACUGUUAGGACAUAAUACAAAAUCUACAGCAAAGGAAAGGAAGCUAUUUAAAAUGGAACAUGUUCUUGAACGGGCUAAGAAACAAAUAAUCAAUUCUCUUACUAUGACAACUAAAAGUUUUCUAAUUUACAAACUAUGUGAAAAUGUUCCCCUUUUAAUAGAUUUUGAUAACAUGGAAAAACUUUCUCUGACAAAAAAACCUAGUUAUGAGAAUUCACGUUGUGCUGAACAGCUCCUAAAUAUGGAAAAUUUGGCUUAUUAUAGUUUUGGUAUUGGCAACACACAUGUGAUGUCUGAUCCUCUAUUUAUACAGAAUAACUAUGGACAUAUUAAUGAAAAAUUUUAUGAAAGUAGUAUGUACAAUCAAGACUUAGAUACUGAAAGGUUGUACACAUUGUUAAGCCACAAUACAUCACACAGUGACCAGAUUAAUGCUAUGGCGAUAACUCUGAAUCUCAGCUUGGAGAAUUUGUUAGGUGAAAUAGAAGAGAAAAUAUAUGAUUUUGUUUUGAAGAAAGAAAUGAAGGUCACAAAAAGUUCAAGAAGUUGCCAAGCUCAUAAAUCUGUUGACACAGAGAAGGAAGAGGAUAGUUUUCCCCCAAUGGAUAGAAUGUCUUCAGUGCAGUCAGCUUCACUAGAGAGCAAGAGCGUGAACAUGGAAAAAUCUAAAUCUGUUAAUCAAAAUAAUGGAACUAGCAUAAAAGAGGAUGGAGGUAUUUUGCAAGAAAGUGAGUUAGCUAAUUCAAAGCAUUUUCAUCCAAAGAAUGACUCUGCAUUGUAUGCUAAUCAUCAAUUUGAAAUUGAUUCAAGUGGGGAGAACAAUGGAUGUUUUCAGGGCUUAACUACUAAAUGUUUAACAACAGAAACUCUGCCAAUAGCAAAAGAGUUUGAGAUGAAGAGCAAAUUUGAUUUAGUACUUGAAGAACUUCGUAUGUUUCAUGAAAUUAGUAAGGAAAAUGAAAUUCCAAGCACCAUGGAAACAAACAGUAGGAAAGAAAAUUACUUUGGAGAAAGAAAUGAUGUUAAGGAGGCAAGAAUGGAGAUAGGAAAAAAACUGGAAAUGGUUGAAACCAACACAAGAGAUUCACCUUUUUUGCCCUGUGAUGUGAAAACAGGCCUCAACAAACAAAAAGGGCACCAAAGUUUAUUUAAUUGGAAAACAAUACCCACUCAAGGAGGACAGGCAAUUCACAAUGAGUGUUGGCUGAAAUCAGAAGAAGAAUUACUCCACUCUACUCCUGAGGAAGAUGAUAAGAAACCUUUACCUAAAAGCUCUACUUUUUCUCCUGAUGAAGGUGAAAAAGAAACUUUAUUGAAGGGAGGCAGACAUUUUUCACUUGGGAUUUCCAGAGUACAGCCUCUUAAGACAUGCAGCCGUCCGAUUAGGGUUGGCUUGUCAAGAAGAGCUAGGCUGAAACAGCUUCAUCCUUAUCUGAAAUGA